Adineta ricciae is the source of this 258-nucleotide messenger RNA. NCBI's taxonomy places the organism in Eukaryota, Metazoa, Rotifera, Eurotatoria, Adinetida, Adinetidae. The record is from the annotation of a GenBank genome assembly.
AUGGCAACUGUUUCAUAUGUGACGCUUCUAUCCGACUGGUUUCGUGUUCAUGUUCCAAUUUCUUUGAGAUCGAAUUCGGUUCACAAACAUCGAACAGGCUAUGAAGCAGCGUAUCCUCAAGUGAAGCGUCACCAUCGUCGACACUACUCAUGUCUUCCAAUAUGUUCGAAAUCGAAGAAAACAGAUUCGAUUCAAGGAUGUCCAAGUUUUGCUCGUUUUGGUCGUUAUCAAGAAGGUGACUCAGUCGAUGGCUGUUAA